CAUAUACAUACUUUGCCAAUAUAAUACAUUAGAAAACUCCGGUGAUCUCGGUCUUUUCUCGGGACAGAUGCUGUUAUCGGUUCUCAAUGGAAAAAGAAGUCAUGGGAGCCCAGGAAUGUGAUUCUUCCGAUGACUCUUCUUCACUGUGUUCAGUUGAUUUGGGGUUGGGAUUCGGCCGCAAACCCGGCGGGCUUCCCAAGACGGAUGAUGAUCAUAUCAGCGGCGAUUUAGAGAUACUGAAAUUAUUCUAUAAUCCAUCAUCACCUACGCUAGAACAGACAGAGAGCAGUGAGGUCUCUGGAAAAGACGAUCAAUUAUCCAAGUCACUAUCGUGGAGAAACAUAAAAGAGAGCAUUGAAUGCUUCAAAGAAAAGGGCGGGCUAUCCAAGAAGAUUUCCAAUUGGAGUUUGCCGAAGAGAAGCUUUUCGUUAAGACUGAGAAAUAGGACAAAUAGUGAAAGUCUAAUACAAAACGAUGAUAAAGCUACAGGUACGAAAGAAAACUCUCGCGGACUACGAAGAAUAAACUCUGUCAGAGGUAAAAUGAAUUUAUUUACAAAUUGAAUUGUACGUGUGCACAAUUUUACAUGGUGCAAAUUGUUACUCGUUUGGUAUGCAACUGUAUUUGUUUUCAUUUUCCCGGUAAUGAGGCGAAUUGCUUUGAUAUUGCGUGAAUUUAUUCUCUACCUUUUGACACAAUUAAAAUAUUAUGCUAAAAUUUUAAAGAGCUGAUUUGUUAGACAGAAAACUUACUCCAUCCAAACAGCUGGUACCAAAAUUAAUGUCCCGCCCAGCUGAAUGAAGUAUUGGACAUUUUUGUUUGGUUUUGGAGUAAGUUAAGUGUCAAGAAUUCUUGCCUCGUGGUCAUUUUUUCUGGUUUUAAUUAAGAUUUAUUGUUUGUAUUGUGAGACAUUCUGUUUACAGAAAGUUUUAUAAUUUUAUGUAGUAGGCACCGAAUUAACGGCCAAAAAAAUGGGGAAAGCAAUUUUUGGGUGUGAAGCAAAGGUAGUGGGAAACCAGAGAAUGGAAUAAAUACAGUGUAGCAACCUUUUAAGGGCACAAAUUCCAGUAUUUGUACCCUACCUUCAACUUUAACUUUGUUUGUUAUUCGUUAUGUCACUUUGCAUCAUAGUAAUUAAUUAAAUCAACAACAAUUUUCCAUGGUCUGUACUCUUAUCGACCAUAGAAAUGAUGAUGAAAUGUUCAAAACUCAAGUGGAACCAAGAGUCACAGGCGAGUGGUUUCGCAGCAAAGUUUUGAACAUUUUGACAUCAUUUGAAUCUAUGGUCAAUAAGAGUACACGUAGAGUCCAUGGAAAAUUGUUGUUGAUUUGUUUUUUACAAUAACAUUGACAGAUUAUAUUGUCAAUUUCCAUUGAAGUUUCCUGGAAAUUCAUGCAUUCUUCAAUGACAAAAACAAAUUGUGUCACCAUCAGCUCAUUUCCAUGGUGUGUACGCUUAUUGAACGUAGCUCUUGUCCAAUCAGUGGGUGAGAAUUCGCUCAGUUAUUGUGAAACAAUAUUGGAUGAGGAGGAGUAUGAUCUGAAGACUUAGAGGGUUCAGCGUCCCAGAUCUCCAUAAUUCUUCAGAUCAUAUAAUAUAUAGAUUUAGCCAGGGCCAAAAGCGAAGCUCUUGUAAUAUACUUGAAGUUUACUCAAACAAAAUAAUAAAUGGUGUAAUGCUAAGUGGUAACAGUAGGUCUUAUUAGCAAAAAAACAGCUUUUCAUGUGCAGCACACUUUUUUGUACAUGUCUUGGCUGUUGCUUUGCAUGACUUUAACGUGAAACUUCCAGACACUUCCUCAGGUUACACGUUUUAUGGAGGAAAUGUUAUAUGGGUUCCUAUUUGCUUUUUUUCCCUGCUGCUCAUUUUCACCUUGGUGCAAAUGGUCACUAGCAUUUCUCAUUUUCUCACUCUAGCUCCUUCUCUGUUAUCCACGUAAGUGAUUAAGAUUUAGUCAAAAGAAAGACUCGGCUUUUUUGUUGUUUUUUUCUCUCUUUAAAAGUCUGGGUGGCCAUGUGAUUUACCACUAAAACAUGCGAGUGCUUGAAAUGCGAAAUUUCACCCUAAUCGCUUGUAACCCUCUGUAAUAUACACGUACUUACGGAUGAUUUGGUGAGAACCGAAAAUUCUUGAAUGCAUAAAUAACCAAAUUUUCUUACCCAUGGCACUCUGCUGCACACGCUUUGUGUGAGUGAGAGCUCCACUUAAAGCCGAAUCCAGUAAUUGUUUUAUUAUUCAUUUGAAAUAAUUCCUAGUUUAAAAACUAGCUACUAAAACAUGCUUACCUCAAUCAAUGCUAAGUCCCUGCCUCCAAUUGCCUGUUUCUUGGCAAGUUCAAGACAUAAAAGGAUGUACUGCAGGUAUUCUCCACACAGCAGGUGUCAUCCGGCUUCAGUGAUUACAAACCUGUAUGCUGCCAUUAAGCCAGAGUUGUGCAUUUUCAUCUUAUGGUGCAGAAGUUAUUCUAAAAAUACAAAUUUGAAAAAAAGGCUGAAUAGAACACUACAUAACAAAUGUAGUAAAUAAAUCAGUCUUUUCUAAAUGGAUUACUAUCUCUUGCUCCAAUGUCUUUAAUGUUUGAGUGAAUUUGUAGUGUAGAAUUCUACUAGAAGAGGACUAAAGAGUUCAUGUAAUUAUUAUUUUUAACUGUUGAUUUUUUAUUCAUUAUUUUUUGGAUAUUGUAGAGAAAAGAUCACUUGUUGAGGACAGUGAGUACAAAUCACUGCAACGCAAGCUUUUCAAAGCUAAACAGGUUAGUUGAACUUCAUUUUUCACUUCUCCAUGAUAUGUGGACCAUCUAUGACAGAUUUUCUAAUAUGCAUGUACGUAAACUCUACAUGAACUCCAUUUUAAGCAAUAAUAAUAAUAAUAAUAACUUUAUUUCUAUAGCGCUCUUAUCCUAUGUUCAAGGCACUUUACAGUCAUUAUUGAAAAAUAUUUACAAAUUUACAACCAUAUCCUAUUAUAUUUACAAUGGGUAAAAAAGGAAAAAAAUUAAAACUAAAGCAGCUAUUAAACCAUAUUCAUAAUGAUAAAAAAAAGGGAAAAAUUAAAACUAAUGCAAUAUAUACAAAUCUAUAAAAACAAUGAUCCGUUAUUACUGAAUUUAGUAAACAAGUACGUCUUAAGUGAUCUUUUAAAACUAGGGAUGGUGUUGGACUUCCGAAUUUCACAGGGUAUUAAGUUCCAUUCUCUUGGUGCAUGAACAGCGAAUGCUCUAUCUCCGUAGGUCUUGGUAUACGAUCUAGGUUGCAUUAAAAGUUCAUUACUAACAGACCUCAAUGAUCUAGUAUGAGAACGAUAAUGUAGUUUCUGAGCUAAUAGCUAGGCGAUGUCCCAUUCAGUGAUUUAUACACGAGGAGCAGAAUCUUGAAAAUAAUGCGAUAUUGAAUCGGUAGCCAGUGAAGCUCACACAAAACAGGUGUGAUAUGCUGAAACUUACUGACUUGCAACACACAUCUAGCUGCCGUGUUUUGCACAUACUGCAAUCUUUGUAGGCCGUAUAAUAAUGCAUUACAGUAAUCUAGUUUCGUAAUCUAGUAAGCAAGCUCUUAUCCAUUACAGGUUUACUUUGUUUUUUUGUCCAUUCGGUAAUUUGAGAUUCAAAGGACAUUAAUCUGAUCCUUUACUUGUGGGAAAUAAACUGAGGGCAGGCCACAGGGAGCCCAGAAUCACAACAGCCUACUGAAAGCCAAAUUUCUGUAUUUAUUCGAAUAAGCGCCCAACCUCGAAUAAGCAACCACCUCGAAUAAGCACCCAUCCUAAAGGCAGAAAAACUUAAUAAGUGCCCAGCCUCGAAUAAGCGCCCACCCCCUCCUCCUCCCAAUCAAACUCAAAUAAGUGCUCACCCCCACCCCACCCACUUGAAUGAAUAAAUUCUAAUAAGAGACUUCCCGAGGACGGAGUUUUCUUCAGAGUAUUUUACAGAAACCUUGCUUUGUUACUUCUUCGCGUUUUGUUAUUAGCAUUUAUUGUUUUGUUGCAAAAUAAACAUACUUCACUUGCUGAAAAUGAUGAAAAUUUAACAAGCACCCAGCCUCAAAUAAGGCCCACCUCGAAUAAGCGCCCACUCUCAAGGUCCAAAAAUUUAAUAAGCGCCCAGGGCAGUUAAUCGAAUAAAUACGGUAUAAGGAUUUUUAUGGGAAUAUAUUGUAAGCUAAAGAAAAUUGGGUAAAGCUAUUGAUCCAAAAAAAUUUGGUUAUGAUGUCAGCGUACAAUCGAAUGAGAUUUGGACCUGCUUCUGUUAAAUAGCUGGGCUAAUAAUGAAUAUUUUAUAUUUUUCAAGCAUAUUUUCACAAAUUGGAAUAUAUUGUGAAUAAAUCAGUUGUAUUAUUUUGCAAGCAAAUUUCCUUCUAUGCAUAACAGCAAAUUACGCAAGCAGCGUUAGAGCUAUGAUCCUAACAUUUAUGUGUCAUAUUUAUCAAUGAUUGAACGUUACUGCCCUCUAAAAUAGUUGUUUAAAUUUGCAUUUGUUUCAGGACAUCGUUACUGGGCCAAGUUAAGGUUGUGUUUCGUUGUCGUUUUUCAGGCUUAUCUCAUAGCACAGAUCACAGUCAAACGAAUUUCCUUAAACUUGGCGGAUGAAAUAUUUUACACAGUCUAAAACUCAAGAAUUUUAAGUUUUGUGGAAAUCACUCAAUUUUUGUGCAAUUUGCAAAAAUACCAUUGUAAUAGAAAAUUUGCUCUUAUCGCCAAACCCAAGCUUCAAAAUAAAUUUCAGCAACUCAGUUGAAAGCGAUAAUGAUUGAACUCAUACAUAUCCAAAACUUAUAAUUAUCUGGCUACUUCUGAUGGGAUGUGAGCAGGUUAGAAAAAUACUAAAAUUGGUUCAUAAUUAAGUUGCAGUCACCUUAAGAUCUAGAUACCCAGGGCUGCAAAUAAUUUUUUUCUCUUGAAAGGACAUACGUCCUUAAGGCACCAUCUUGGUCGGACAAAACUUAAUUUUGGUUGGACAUCACCAGAAAAAGUUUGAACUUUAUAUACUUAAUUUACUUUAUAUUUAGGUAGAUUUUUAUUCCUCCUCACCUUAAAAUGAUUUAUGAUAAAAAUAUUCUCCGGACAUAAAAUUAUUGUCCGAACACUGGUUGGAUUUUGUCAGACACUGGCAAAUGUCCCAUCACCUACUGUUAAUUUUAGCCCUGAGAUACCUCCAUUUUUGUUGUCGUCUGACCCAGUUUCUGCUAGUCUCAUCACAAUGGCUGCACAAUUUUCUUGUGUACAUCGCAAUCAAAUUUGGACGCUCCACAGCAUCUCAAGGCUUCACACCAAAGGUGUGAAAAGAGGAAAAUUGUCUUGAAUAAGAAGCUGUAUAUAAUAUCUCUUCCAAAUAUUUAUCUCAAUUUAACCUUGGAAAAACCUUUAACACUAAUACUAGCUGAUAAAAAAACUUUGUACACCUUUGCUCAUGACUGCCGAUCAUGUCCCCAAAUUGGCGAUUUCAUUGCAAGUUUAGUCACCAAUUAUAUUUUUUUACUCGCCAUGGCUACCAAAAUGGUUGCAGCUUGAAGCGCUGUAAACUUUACAAAAUAAUUAAAUUAUUUUCUGGGCUUCAGAAACCCAGCCACGUUCCUCUGCUACACUAAUAAUGCAAAGUUCUUUUCUUUCAAAAUUUAGGAGAUUGAGAAUUUGACCUUAGAUUUGGAAGCUUGUCAGCAGCAACUUCAAAGCAAGUAUGGUGCCGUAAAAAUCAUCCAGAGAUUAUCUCGAUUGGAGGAAGCACGUCAAAAUCAUUGUUCUAGAAAGGCUCUAGAAGCCAGUAAGAAACUUGAGCAGGUCAGUUUACAGGAAGGUCAUUAAAGGUGACAGUGAUUCAGUAAUACACAUUAUACAGUCAAUUCUCCCUAUCAAAACAGACACCUCUCUAAGACACGGACAGUCAGGGCCAGUCCCAAAGGUGUCCAUCUUAGGGCUCUUUCCAUUUGUCAGAACUGGCUGGCCAGAGCAUUGCUCAACCAGUCAGUUUGAAAAUAAAAUAGGCUUUUUCCAGGAGUUUUUGCCAAAAAACCAUCUCCUUCUUGCAUACUGUUCAGGAUUUGACUGAUCUGGCUGGAGAGUUUUUAUCAAAAGGGAAAUUAUCAUUGCGAAGAGAAUGGUCUGCCCAGUCAGUUCUGACAAAUGGAAAGCACCCUUAGAGAAAGUUGACUGUACCUUCUAAAGCCUACAUUAUGUGCUAUUCACCAGUGCCGUUGUACAAUAGAUCCAUGAACAUCCAGGACAGUCACUGAGAUUUCAAGUUUCGGGUACCGAUACAUGCUAUUAAUGGGUGGGGAGGUGGAGAGGUGGGUAAUUGAACUGCUUGGCUGUUUUUUUGGUUCUAUUUUCCCCUUGUCUCCCACGAAAGUAGUGGAGGAUCAUUCUAUUAGUUGCGGAAGAGAAAUCCCUGGCCUCCUGCCCCCAGUGACAGUUGGUUAAAAAACUAACUUCAUUUGUAACUGCUAACAUCUGGCAUCAGUUGGUCAAAAGGUGGGUAUCGUAUUUCCUUCCCCCUCCCCCCCAAUUUGACAGAAAUGUUAAAAAUAAUCGCCUCCCUCAAAUCGAAUAAUCACCCCUCUAGGUUAGGAUGAAGCUAAAAAGGAGUCUGAUCCAGCAAAACUGAUCAGUGAUGAUUCAAGCUCUCACGCAGAGGACAUUGACAUUGAAAAUUAAUCGAGGAACCAAAUUUGGAAGACUGUAAAUGCCAAUGUUCAGUUUAUUUCACGUGAUUAUUUUUUAUUUAAUGGGAAAAUAGAAUAAAGAUAUUUAGGGCACGACUGAAAUAAUCACCUCCCUCAAAUAGUCGCCUUCCCUCAGGAAUUACAGUAAUGCUAUCCACCUUAUAAAUCUCUAUCCACUGUGUAGUGCAAUAUUAUUGUUGGUUUAUCCUUAUACCUGUCCAUUGGAUAGUGAUUUAUCCAGUGCAUAGGGUUAUAAAGUUUUUUACUAUAACUGAGUGAUUUCUUGCGCACUGACAACGUUUAUUGAAAUAGCUGUAUAUUCCCCUGAAAAGGUAUCAUGAAAUAAAUUUGUAUUGGUAAUAGCAUGAUUUGUAGUGAUAUUUGGCAUAAAUACCAUGAGUGAUAUUUCGAAAUUGUUAUACGUAAUAAAUUUGAGACAAUUUUGAAAUGUCACAAGUGGUAUAUUAUGCCAAAUAUCACGUACAAAUGAUGCUAUUAUUUGUUUAUACUACUACCUGCAAAAGGUUGGUAAUUUUCACAUGUAGGUAUUUCAAAUUAAGCUGAAAUACCACUGCUCUGAGCCAAUCAAAUUGCAGAAAUUUCUCAUGUAGUAGUAUAAAACGUGUUAUUUAGGAGGUGAAUUUUCUUCAAUGGGAGCUGGAACUGAAGCAGAGCUAUUUGAUGGACAGUGAGAAGACAUGGGCCGAGAGGUUUGACAGAGUGGCAACAGAAAAUGCCACACUUAUGGUUGCACUACAGGCAAGAUCUGAUGAGCUGAGAAAAGUUUCCAUGGAGAAAAUGGGUAAGUAAUAAUUAUUGAUCCCAAUAUUCACGGUUAUUGUCCUGACUAAAUCUCGCGUAAAGUGUAGUAACAUACGCGGGGAUAACAAAAGUAAAACGCGUGCUCUGAUUGGUCAAUAAAUUAGCCGUUUUACUUUACUAUUAAUUUGCGCACUGUUUGCCCACUGUCAAAAUGUAGUACCUGUCAAUUAGUAUGUGUUAAUUUUUAUCAUUCGGAUCAUUUUCUUUUUCUUUUUUUAAGUUUUGAAUUGUCUGGUCCAUAGGUCAUAACGGAACCUCCAGUUCUUCGGCAUUGAUUCGGUGAGCGGAUUUGCUGGUUUCGUGUAGACGGAAGGUCGAUUCGUAAAAAAAAAAAAAAAAAAAAAAAAGCAAAUUUACGGGUUUCAAAGAUAAUCCGUAUUCGUUUGUACGGGGUCUCAUUUGUUUGUUUUUCGCUAUCUUCAGCGCUAAUGCGGGAGCGAGAUGAGUUGGCGGCUGCCCUUGAAGUUCGAGAGAGAAUCAAGUAUGACCUGGCCACCCCUGAAAGGGAAGAGGUUUUAUCAACAGGAGACCUUAUUAUUGAGGUAACUAUGAGAUUGACUAUAGUCUAUCUAUUCUAUAGUAGUCAAAAAUCAGUAAGCAGCUUCUAAACGUGGAUUUCCACUGGGGCGUAUCUUUUUAUCGCAAGGACGCAAACUCAAACUGGCUUGAAGUACGUAAAUAAAAUAGGAACAGUGUGUGAAAGGUCGCGCGUUAAUGCAGACGUUGAACAUACACAUUCUUUCCCUGAAUUCAGCGCUCGAAAAAAGUCUCGUCCGGUAGUCUGGGACAAGUAGAUUUUCUUGUUGGGCAAGUAAGUUUUUAAAGCUUCAGUGAAGCUUACUUACCCAUUGGGCAAGGCUUCAGGCAAGUCGUCGUCUAAUAAAAUAGCCUACGUGUAGCCGCACGCUGCCCCCAAUAAAGGAAAACUCUCCGUUUUUCCUUUGUCGGGAGGGAGGGUGCGGCUACACGUAGGCUCCUAAUAAAAUCAUUAACGAAGAUGAACAAGAUUUGGCCCAAGGCAAGCAAAAUGUAAGAGCUGUUUGCCCACAGGACAAGCUUCAAUACAAGUUUUUUUUCAAGCCAUGUGGACUUGUUUACGCUCGUAAAGCCAGAUAAACUUUACGGUCCAGUUAUUAGCCUGUUCCAGGCGUUCAGAUAUUGUACAAUUUAACUCGCUCUUUACUGACCGCCGCGCUCUACUAUCUGAAGGCCUGGAACAGGCUAGCCAGUUAUUUGAACGGAGUUUAGCCAGUAUUUAACAAAACCCGCGCUCUAAGCCAUUUUCAGUUAGCCGAACGCUUUUUAGCCUCCCCGCAGACGUCCUUUGGGGUUCGUUUGUCACGCAUUCAUUUCUCCCCAAACGAACCUCAAAGGACGUCUGCGGGGAGGCUAAACGCUUUUAUCUUAACACCAUUUAUCGUGAAUGGGUGUCAAUGGGGCAUUAGUGUAAAAAGAUUCUUAAUAUUUUAUAUCAGUGGCACUCUUUACUGCGUGUUUAUAUGAGCGUUGUUCUGUUAUUUUUUCGUAGUUAGCAACUCUCGGCGCCUGCCAGUGCAGAGGGAAGAAUCAAGAGCCGUGCGCAUGUGCAAGAGCAGCAGUAGAUGCCAAGCGGGAUGUUGCAAAACUAAAACACGAGGUACGGAGACAGAUUGUUUAUCCUGCCCUUUUGAAUUUUUUUUAGAAUUGUUAAGGAAAUAUUCACCGUGUACAAAUGCCAAAAUUUUUCAAGUAAGUUUGUGAUAUGAUUGGUCCACGCAAACAUCAAAAGUUAAGCGUAUCUUAUGUUCAAAUAGGCCAUUUCCGAGUGCCAAAAACUCUCAAGGCUAACUGCAAAGCCUUUCUUGUGAAAAUGAGUUUUAUUCCCAUGAGAUUGAAAAAUCAUUUUCACGUCAAUGGCUAUGCACUCAGCCUCGCUUUGAAGCAGAGGCUUGGGGAAACUAGGAAAAGGCCUGUUGGCUAUCUGAGCCGACAAGUUCGCCUAUUUCUACGGAAAAAAAAUCCUUUUUCUCAUGUAGGUUUCGUCAUUUAAGGUGACUGCAUGCCAGCUUCGCUCUUUUCCUUUCUUCUUGUUUUUGUUUUUUUCAAACUGGCAUUUUACUUAUCUUCAAAGAGGAUGCAGUCAAAAUUCUCCCUUGUUUUUUAGCUUGAGGUAGUUCAUAGGCGUGAAGAGGAAGCCCUCCUAACUGCCGAUGCAUAUCGGGUGGCAUUUGAGCAGCAGCUAGCGAAGAACUCCUCACUCAUUUACGAACUACUAGAAAAGUCAAGAUGGAAAAAGAAGAUCAGUUUCCCCGGAAAAAGAAAAGAAAAAACAACGGGUGAAAAUGGGUUAAAAAACGAAGAAGAAGAGUUGGUCCAACAGAUUAAAGCCCACAAAGACGACAUAGUUGCAAAGCUCCUUGGAAUGGUAAGCGUUUAUGAAAAGAAAAUCUUACAAAUUCACAGCUCAUGGAGGAUUUUCGGUUGAAUAAUAGUCCAGUCCUUGUCUUCGUUCUUCCAGGGUUCCUCGAAAGCUCAGGCGACAAUCGCUGUCCAAUGGUCACGGCAGCGGUUGAGCAAUCUUUUUAAGAGGAUAUAGGAUCUGUCGAAUUUGUUUCUCAAAACUUCAUUGGCUUAAAACAAACAUAUGAUUGGAAAUAACGCUAAUGUGGGUAGAUAAAGGCACAAUGUGCACUUCUUAUGAGUAUAAAUGUGAUUAUUUCCUUGGUUGCUAACCCCCAAAAUUUAGAUUUUUCCCGGGAAGCCCUAAGACUCCUCCAAAGGAAGAGGCGGGUGCUUCCCCCUCAACACCCAAUCAAACACGUGAGUGCUUCCAAUCUAAUCUGUUGCUCUUCUCCUUCUUAUUUAAAUUUUCUAGAGAACCCUAUAUUUGUGCUGUGGGUCUCUGUUGAACUUAAAUUUAUUGAUAAUGUAGCGAAGCGAAUCAAAAACUGCACCUGACUAUAUCGUCACCCUCCACGUUUACAUGUUAUGUGUCAGUACUGCUUUUCUUUGUUAUUUGCAGCUCACUGACAAUAGCGAGGCUCUUGCCCAUCAAAGACUAGCGACCAAACUGUUGGCAGCGAAGAUGAAAGAGAUGGAGAGAGAUAGUUCUGCAUUUUCAUCAAAGGCGUUACAAAUUGAGACUUGAAUGGUACAGCUCUGGUUAAAAGUGUUGAAAAGUACAGUGAAGUUAUAAAAUAAGCUCUACUCGGCGUCAAAAUUCCUUGAGAUACUUUAUCUGCAAAUAAGUUUUUUGAUCAUUUAUCCUGUCGCAUUUUUUGAGAAACGCCUUGUACCCGGUUCACGUUGAAAGUAUCUUUACAGUUUUGUCGCCGAUUGUAAGUUUUGGUUCUCAAGAAAAAGUGUCAAGAGGAUUUUAUGAGCGUGUGUGGAGAGCGUUUUCGAUUGAUUUUUGCUCGUUCUCUUUUUGGUGCGACAAAUUCUUGUGUCGUAUUAAUGGCUCACCUCCUGACUUUAUUUCUUUGAGCGGUUAAUCAGAAAAACAAAUACCUGGCUAUCGCAAGAACCAAUCUUGUUCUUUGAUCAGUCGGUGGAGAAACUUGCCGGCAAAAAGCAAUUGUAAAAAUAGAAAACUGGAGUCUUUAUUUUAGCUUUGAGUGAUUUUCACUCUUGGAGGUGGGCUCAUCAGCGACAUGCCCAUCGAUGUUUAAAGGGAAUAUACUUAAAUUUCAGACUUUAUUAAUGAGGCUGUCGUAUAUUUAUUAAGAUCAGGAAAGAGACUGCACAGAUCAGCUUGUUUCACGUUAGGUCGCUACUAUUUAAAUGAAUCAUUUUUUAUUUAUAGCCUUAAGAUUUAUUUUAUUGAGUGAAGUUUUCAUCAUCCUCGUCAAAUUGUCAUCUAGGUGUGGCAAUUCUCAGCUUGGCAAGUCAGUUGUGGCUCAGACUAUUUUUAUCGGAGAGGUUGCGUAUUUAUAACUUCUGCCUUUCCUUGUUUAGUGUAGGUAUUGUAAAUGUUAUAUUUAAUAUAUUGUUUAUAAAUAGAAAGAAAAUCGCAUAUUUUUGCAGAAUACAGAGACCUAUGUAAAUUAUGUAAACGAGGCCUUACACAAACACACUAUGACGGCGUUUGGCAAUAUUAAUAUUAUAAAUUUCUUUAUGAACAACCCCAAAACAGUGCCGUAGCG
Molecule: messenger RNA, 11600 nt
Organism: Porites lobata
Lineage: Eukaryota; Metazoa; Cnidaria; Anthozoa; Scleractinia; Poritidae
Source: the annotation of a GenBank genome assembly